AUCGUUUCCAUUCAGCCAUUGAAGUGGGAAGAGUCGGGUCCAUACUGUAGCGAUUUCAAUGCGCCCUGUGCGUGAUUUCAACGUUAAAAUGUUGCUGUUUAACGUGUAUUAGAUAACAUUUUACGGUAUUCGGUGAAACUGCCCACUCGGCCGGCGUGCUUGGUAAACAACGGAGGUAAAAUGUCUGCAGCGGCCGUCGGAGGGGGAGGCUCCUCCUGUCUGGGCGCAGCAGCGGCAGCCAGUUGCAGCUCCGCCGGUUCUCCGUACGCUGCUGCAGCCGGAGGAGGCGCUGGGGUGGCCGGGAGACUGCCAGCUCGGGUCCUAGAACAUAUCUUCUCCUACCUGGAGAUGUCCGACCUGAUGCGGUGCUCGCUGGUCUGCUGGCACUGGUACAACAUCCUGGCAGAUGAAAACAGUGAGGUGUGGCGCAGCCUGUCAGCCCGGACUCUCAGCGAUGAAGCUCUGCGGAGUGACAUCCUGUGCAACCUGCCCACCUACAAGGGAAAGCUGAAGGCCUUCCAGCACGCUCUGAGCUCCCAUGACUGCUCCCGUAAUGUUUAUGUGAAGAAGAAUGGCUUUACCCUCCAUCGUAACCCCAUUGCCCAGAGCACGGAUGGAGCGCGAGGAAAGAUCGGCUUCUCGGAGGGGAGGCACGCCUGGGAGAUCUGGUGGGAAGGUCCUCUGGGUACUGUGGCAGUGAUUGGCAUCGCCACAAAGCGAGCAGCCAUGCAGUGUCAGGGCUAUGUGGCUCUGCUGGGCAGCGAUGACCAGAGUUGGGGCUGGAACCUGGUGGACAACAACCUGCUACAUAACGGGGAGGUCAACGGGAACUUCCCACAGUGCAACAACGCACCUAAAUAUCAGAUCGGGGAGAGAAUACGAGUGAUUCUGGAUAUGGACGACAAGACAUUAGCCUUUGAGAGGGGGUUUGAGUUUCUUGGAGUAGCGUUUCGUGGUCUGCCCAAAGCCUGCCUGUACCCUGCUGUCUCUGCGGUCUACGGAAACACUGAAGUCACCAUGGUGUACCUAGGGAAACCUCUGGACGGAUAGAAGAACAGGAGCCUAUAACCAAGAAGCCUCAGGAGAGCGCAGGACUUGUUCUGUCAGCAGACUGCAGAAAAAUGUUUAUUGAACCAUUUUCUACAAGUUCUGGAGGCUAAUCAUCAGAAGACUCUCCUCACAAACUCAAAGAGAAAUGUUUCCUCCUGUGGCUCGAUUUGAGGAGUCAGAGUCUGGACAGGCAACAGGAGUGUUUGGGGACUUUAAUAAAUGUGGGAAUGUCCACUUUUACACUUUAGCUGCUGAACUGAUUCACAGGAAAGAUGAACUUUAUUUAAACACAUCAGAUUCAGGUAAGGACAUUUACUGGAGAUUUUAGUAUCUAUUGUAAAGAGGCCAAACACACUAUGACACAUAAUUUUAACCAGUUGUUAUUUAAAUCUGUCAUAUGAAUUCACAGAAACACUGAGAAAUAUUACAGAUAUACGCCAAAUAAUUAUGACUUAAUAUUAGUUUAUCUUUCUAUGACAUGCAGACCUACAAUUCUGUAUGUGCAUGAAUUCUGGCAAAUGAACUGUGUCAGCUGCCAUUUUAACUCACCUGUCCUGUACUGGUUUAAAGUAUACCUGUAUCAUGUCAAUGUGUGUCCUUUUUAAUGUGCUCUGUAGUAUUACACACUAUUUAUUUCUUGGUUUUAUGAAUGGUACUGUAAAAUUCUGUGGGGUUAUAAGGCCUGAAAAUAAAGUCUACCUGGUGCCACAGA
Molecule: messenger RNA, 1762 nt
Organism: Cheilinus undulatus (humphead wrasse)
Lineage: Eukaryota; Metazoa; Chordata; Actinopteri; Labriformes; Labridae
Gene: fbxo45
Product: F-box protein 45
Exons: 3
Coding region: 181-1050 (289 amino acids)
Biological process (GO): proteasome-mediated ubiquitin-dependent protein catabolic process; synapse assembly involved in innervation
Cellular component (GO): synapse; SCF ubiquitin ligase complex
Molecular function (GO): protein binding
Source: RefSeq, a predicted model, not a curated record